Messenger RNA from Caenorhabditis briggsae, 915 nucleotides. It is a transcript of the gene Cbr-ref-2, whose product is annotated as Protein CBR-REF-2. Gene Ontology annotation, biological process: regulation of transcription by RNA polymerase II; central nervous system development. Gene Ontology annotation, cellular component: nucleus. NCBI's taxonomy places the organism in Eukaryota, Metazoa, Nematoda, Chromadorea, Rhabditida, Rhabditidae. The record is from RefSeq and is a predicted model, not a curated record. The transcript has 7 exons. Gene Ontology annotation, molecular function: RNA polymerase II cis-regulatory region sequence-specific DNA binding; DNA-binding transcription factor activity, RNA polymerase II-specific. Bases 1 to 915 code for a protein of 304 amino acids.
AUGAACAGUGAGUACUAUACACAGCUACAGAGUUCAACCAGUGUUGCUCAACCAGAGUGGCAAGCUUCUGCUCCUAUAUACUCAGAUCCUCAUGCCUACCCAUCGAACUAUUUCAUGAAUAUUGCACCAACAACUUUCAUUCCAACACCACCAGUGGAUUCAUACUUAUAUCCAAAUAAUCUCGGGACAUACGGCGCCGACAAACAAGUACAGUGCUUAUGGGAGACGAAUGGGCAAGUAUGCAUGCAGAUGUUCCAGGAUCCGGGGGAGCUGUCGACUCACUUGAGCACACAUCAUAUCACACAUGAAUCCAGCAAAUUUGUUUGUUUAUGGAAAGGGUGUGAACGAAACUUCAAAAUGUUCAAGGCCAAGUACAAAUUGGUGAACCACAUGAGGGUCCAUACCGGCGAGCGACCAUUCCUCUGCGAUUCGUGUAACAAGGUUUUCGCGAGAUCGGAAAAUUUGAAGAUCCAUAAGAGAAUUCAUUCAGGCGAAAAACCAUUCCAAUGCACACACAACGGAUGUUCCAAGUUCUUCGCCAAUUCUUCAGACCGAAAAAAGCACAUGCAUGUUCAUUCCAGCCACAAGCCGUAUACCUGUGUGCACCCAGAUUGUGGAAAACAGUACACUCAUCCCAGCUCUCUACGUAAACAUAUGAAGAUUCACGAGACUGACAAAAAGGGACAAAUGACGCCCGAACACGACGAGAGCAGCGACUCUGGACACGCUUCAAUUGGAACUCCAACCACUGACGAGAGCUCCACAUUCUCACCGGAAAAUUUGAAGCAAGAUCAACAUCAACAUUUAUAUACAAUGCACAAUUUCAUGGAUCGUCCGAAUCCAUUCAUGCAAAUGUAUCAAAAUCAGUUUAUUACACCUCACUAUUCCAUGGUGGCUCCGAAACUUGAUUAUUAG